AAAAGGAUUUCUCAAAUUUUCAUCUCACAAAUCCAACGGCUCAGAUUCGAUCAUCACAUUCAUCAUUGUCCUCUCUACAUUUUUACACCAUAAAUACAGAAACGUAAAGGGGUUUCACUUCAACCCUAGCUGAGAGAGGAUAUUUGCUUUCUCCGCCCCAUCGACGUUAAUCUACAGGUUCGUGAUGGUGCGUGCAAAAGGCAAGGCCAAUGCUUCAACUAAACGAUCAGUGUCCAAAGAAGAUGCUGCAGUUGCUUCUGAAGCUGCUACGACACUUGACUCCAGUGAGGUGGAAAACCACAUAGAAACUGGAGGCUCGGUUGAGAUUUCAGUGGAAACGGCUGUAACUGAAGAAACAAUGAUCACUCUUGUAGAAGAAGAAGAAGAAAAUGACGGAGCUGAAACUGUAACUUUAGAGGGGGAACAUGCUAUGGAGGAAGAUGAAGAUAAUAAAGAAAAUGAGGUUUUUGGAGGGGGAGAUGAAAAAUGUGGUUCUGAUAAGGAAGAAGAAGAAGAUGCUAUUUGUAAUGAUGAAGGUAAUAACCAAGAAAAUACCAUAGAACAGGAAGAUGGUGAACAGAACAUAGAUGAUAAGCAAGUAGGAGAUGCUGCUGGUGUAGAAAAAGAUAACCAGGAAGAUGACAUGCAAAAACAAGAAGAUGAAAAAAAUGCAAAUGAAAAGAAUAAGGAGAAAAUAGAAGGAUGUUUGAAGCAAAAAGCUAAAAAAAUGAAGAGAAGGAAUAAUAGGAAGAGAAAGGCAAAUGGAAGCCCCCAAGAGAAAGGUGAAAAUAAGCAAGUUAUGAAGAAAGUAGCCUCUAACGGUAAGGUUGAGAAGGACUUGGGAAAAUUGGAGUCAAAUGAUGAUGAGCAAAGCUCUAAGAAAGUUGCCUUCGGAGGUAAGUCUAGAGUGGCCCCUCAAGGCAAAGACGAGCCCGAGUCGUCACAAAAGAAGUCGUCCUCAAAGAAGAAGGCUAAGGGCAUGGGUAUGAUCUUCAUGUGCAACUCCGAGACAAAGAAGGAUUGUUAUCGUUAUAAGGUUCUAGGGUUGCCGGCAAGCAAGAAAGAGACGGUGGGAAAAAUUUAUAAAGGGAUGAGGCUUUUCCUUUACGAUGUUGAUUUGAAGUUGAUGUAUGGGAUCUACAAAGCUGCAGAAUGUGGUGGCUAUAACAUUGCACCCAAGGCUUUCAAGUCUCAAUUUCCUUCUCAGGUUCGCUUUUCUGUUCUUGAGGAUUGCUUACCACUAGCAGAGGAGACGUUCAGGCAAGCGAUUAAGAAGAACUAUUUCACAAGGUCAAAGUUUGAUUGCCUAUUGUCCUCUAAACAGGUGAAGGACCUGUGUAAGCUUUUCACUGCUGCGAGCAAAGGUUCCAGGUCCAAAGACACGCGGCUUGGAUUUGAGACCCCUGCGAUAUCCAAGCGAGAUAGAGUUAAGAGGCGGGGUCGGGAUGGCAGAAGACGGGCUGAACGUGCUCGACGACCUGAGCGGGUUGAAGAACGUGGGUACCGUGAGCGGGUUGAACGUCCUCAUUUUCAUGAAAGGGAUUUAGUUACAUCUCCAUUGGUGCCAUUAGCCCCGCUUCAACCUUUACCACCACCUGCUCCUGUUCAAUCUUAUGCAUAUAGUAGGACUUUGAGAACAGAUCCUUAUAGACGGGACACAGUGAUACAGCAUGAUGAUACUUAUAGGCAGAGCCGAUUGGUGGAACUUCCUGAUGCUUAUAGGCGGGACACAGUGCUAGGCAAUCCUGAUGUUUACAGAAGACAGGCAGUAGUAGAGCCACGUGACACAGUGCUAGGCAAUCCUGAUGUUUACAGAAGACAGGCAGUAGUAGAACCACGUGAUUAUUACAGACGGGAUGGAUUCCCAGAGCGUCGUGAAUAUCAUCAGCCACUGAGUUUGGAAACUAGACUCCGGGAUGAUAUUGGGAUCAAUGAUCCCUACGUGUCAUACCGUGAGCGUGUAUCAUACCGUGAUCCUGUGAACUCGGCGCACUCAGAGCCCGAGUAUAACCCCCCUCCUGUGGGUUUGCGAUCAGUAUACCGUCAUGGUGGUAUAUCUACAGAGUACAGUACUAGAAGUGUGCUUCCUGAGUCAUCUGCAGCAAGCUCUCUUUACGAGUACCCUCGUCAACCUCAGUAUCGAUAUUAGUUUCCAGUAAAGGUACUAUCAUCACAUGGGGCUCUGUUAAUUGUUACCAUCAGAAUUAUGCAGACUAAAACUUCGGAUUGUAGUUUGAGCUGUAUUCCGUGUUAUUCCUCAAUUCUCUCCCUAAGCAAAGAUAUGCCUUUGUUCCGUGUUUAGGUUAAUUAUCAUCUUUUUUUGCAUUGCAGAAUAUAGACACCCUUUAUGCCAGAGUUCUUUAUAUACUUUGGUGUUCGCCUAUUAUUUUGCUACGUAGUAGUAUAUGAAUUCCCUGUA
This is a messenger RNA of Nicotiana tabacum (common tobacco), 2419 nucleotides long. RefSeq lists its product as uncharacterized. The record is from RefSeq and is a predicted model, not a curated record. NCBI's taxonomy places the organism in Eukaryota, Viridiplantae, Streptophyta, Magnoliopsida, Solanales, Solanaceae.